Messenger RNA from Hibiscus syriacus, 959 nucleotides. RefSeq names its product probable methyltransferase PMT14. Bases 16 to 789 code for a protein of 257 amino acids. The record is from RefSeq and is a predicted model, not a curated record. NCBI's taxonomy places the organism in Eukaryota, Viridiplantae, Streptophyta, Magnoliopsida, Malvales, Malvaceae. Gene Ontology annotation, cellular component: trans-Golgi network; endosome; cytoplasm. Gene Ontology annotation, molecular function: methyltransferase activity. The transcript has 3 exons.
UUUAGGUACAAGAAAAUGGAAACAUGUGUAAUCCUUUUCCCUAAAGUAAGUAGUGCAAGUGAAGUGGCAGGAGGGGAAUUGAAGAAAUUCCCAGCUAGGCUUUUGGCUGUCCCUCCUCGGAUAGCCGAAGAAAUUGUUGAGGGGGCCUCAGCUGAAUCUUACCAAGAGGACAACAAGCUUUGGAAGAAGCAUGUAAAUGCUUACAAAAGGAUAAAUAGAUUGAUUGGUACUUCAAGAUACCGAAACGUGAUGGAUAUGAAUGUUGGUCUUGGAGGGUUUGCAGCAGCUCUCGAAUCACCAAAGUCUUGGGUGAUGAAUGUGGUGCCCACAAUUGCCAAGAACACCUUGGGUGUUGUCUAUGAGAGAGGUCUAAUCGGAAUAUAUCAUGAUUGGUGCGAAGGUUUCUCUACAUACCCGAGAACGAAUGACCUUAUCCAUGCUAAUGGUGUCGUUAGCCUGUAUCAAAACAAGUGUAGCUUUGAAGACAUCCUUCUGGAAAUGGAUCACAUUUUGCAGCCCGAAGGGGCUAUUAUUUUCCGGGACGAUGUUGAUGUUUUAAACAAGGUCAGGAAAAUUGCCGGAGGCAUGAGAUGGGACACCAAGAUGAAUGAUCACGAGGACGGUCCCCUCGUGCCGGAGAAGAUACUAGUUGCAGUAAACAGUAUUGGGUCGGUGGCAAAGGAAAUAGCACCUCCGAUGAUGAAUAAACUACAUCUACAGGUUAUUGAUUUGCGGACGAAACACUCAAAAAGCUAUGAUGAAGUUGCUUCAUACUGGGGGACUAAAUAGUUCCAAUCAACAAUCCCCGAAAGAUGUAAGUAGCUACAUUUUGUUAUUCAUUACGUAGAGAGUAUAUACAAUGAUGUUAGCCUACUAAUUCCUGGUGUGUGGUUAUGGGAAGAAAUAGUGUAUAACAUUAUGUGUAGCUGUCCAAAUAAUUAUAUUUUUUUUGUUCGAAC